Trichoderma breve is the source of this 2325-nucleotide messenger RNA. RefSeq names its product fungal specific transcription factor domain-containing protein. The record is from RefSeq and is a predicted model, not a curated record. Gene Ontology annotation, biological process: DNA-templated transcription; regulation of transcription by RNA polymerase II. Bases 1 to 2325 code for a protein of 774 amino acids. Gene Ontology annotation, cellular component: chromatin. The transcript has 7 exons. Lineage: Eukaryota; Fungi; Ascomycota; Sordariomycetes; Hypocreales; Hypocreaceae. Gene Ontology annotation, molecular function: RNA polymerase II cis-regulatory region sequence-specific DNA binding; zinc ion binding; DNA-binding transcription factor activity, RNA polymerase II-specific.
AUGCCAUCUCCAGACUCCAGUCACAACUCCAACGAGGGUCGCCGAGUCCAUGGCCACCGCCCACCAACAGCCAAGAGAAAUCUAUGUGUAUAUUGCACACGGAGUUUCAAGCGCGCUGAACACCUACAGCGCCACAUUCGCACUCACACCAAGGAUAAGCCAUAUGUCUGUCAAUGUGGUAACGCUUUCGCACGCCGUGACUUGCUCACUCGACAUGAGCGGCUUUCUCAUGGACACAGCAGCUCUCACCAAGGGAUACAAGAAUCUGCCGAUUACCAAGACUCGACGGGUGAUGCUGUUGCGCAAUCACUUACAGAGGCACGAAGUGUAGUCGGCGUUCCAGUAUCGAAUUGGACUGCACCUAACUCUAAUGACGGUAUUGGGUCCCAAUGGCCGCAGCGGGAGCAGACUGAGACAACUUACCAGAACUUUUCCGAUGACGUGCUGGGUACAUUAUCACGAACCACGAGGCCGGUUCAUUCCGUGUCCGAUGGGGCAGUGGCUGAUCAACAAUAUGGGCAGUCUAUGCCUCGACAUGAUGGAGAUACGCCUUUGAAUCCAGGACUUCCGGCAGAGUGGACACCACCCGACUUCACGCAUGAAGUCAAUACCAAUGGGGUUGACGAUGAGGGCCAUGACAAGAGGGAAUCAAAUAACCCACGCUCGACGAACGACGAAUCCUGCCCUGGUUCUCCUUUUGGCUCAUGGCCACCUUCAGUACCACAAGGCGACCACCCUCUUACCUCUAUAUCAGAUACAGAUCCUCAUGAUUCCAACUUCAAGACAUAUUCCUUGAGAGUGGAUUCCGAUAUUCGAGCACGUUUCAAUGCCUCUCUGGAAAAGUAUCACGACAUUAUCCCAGAUUUCGUCUUGCCGUCUAGACAUACUCUCACUAGAUACAUCAAAUCUUUCUUUGGGGGAUUCCAUUCUCAUCUUCAGUUCCUUCAUGCUCCAACCUUUCGACCGGGCAAUUGCCCCAUUGAACUUAUCUUAGCCCUGUGCGCUACAGGUGCUCAUCGAUUCAUUCAGCAGCCUUCUGGCCCUCAUUCCUCCACUGUGGGGUCUUCAAAUUCGGAGCAUCCGAACUCUACACCUUACAAAGAAAUGGAUACAAUCCGCUGUUUAUUGAUCCUAAUGGGCUAUGCUACUUGGGAAGAUUCAGAGCUGCUUCAUGAAGCACUGAACCUCCAGAGUUUACUUGUUCACCGCCUUAGAGAGGUGGGGUUACGAGAAACCGUUGAAAAUGAUUCAGGCUCUGCAAAUUUAUCGUGGACUGAAUGGUCAGAGCAAGAGUCUGUUCGAAGAACAAAGCUUGUCUCAUUCACAUUCAUCCAUGUUCACAGCAUCGCAUAUAACGUUUACCCGGCGCUACGGAGUAAUGAGAUUUACCUUCGCUUGCCCUGCUCGACAAGAGAAUGGAAUGCUCAAACUGCUGCUCAGUGGCAAGCUGCACGGCGCGAUGUAAAGGCAGAGCAGCUUCAUUACCAAGAUGCCUUGUCCCGCCUUCUUACAAAUUCAGGGAGCAACGCCCACAUUAACCCCACGCCUGCACCGCUUGGAAAUUACAUACUUCUCCAUGGACUCCUUCAAAGACUACAUCUAAUACGAGAACUUUCCCUCUCGACAUUAGAUUACUCGACGGCAUUACCAGAUGAAGAAUUGAACAAGAUUGAACGGGCGCUUCGAUCAUGGACUCUGGUCUGGAAACAAGCACCGGAAUCCAGCCUCGAUCCAUCAAACGAGAAUGGACCAAUUCCAUUUACAUCAAGUGCCCUCCUUGGCCUUGCCUAUAUUCGUGCAUGCAUCAAUUUAGGCCCUCACCGAGCACUUGAGACCCGAGACCCAUUGCUAAUUGCAGCUGCUAUCGCAAAAGCACCAUCCCCAUCGCGAGGUCGUUUCUUGAUCCCCGCCCUAAUAUACUCUACACAUGCGCUGAGCAUUCCCGUUCGGCUCGGAAUUGACAGUGUUGCGCGUAGUCAAGCAUUUUUCUGGAGCGUCCGCCAUUGUCUAUCCAGCCUCGAAUGCGCAGUCUUUUUGAGUAAAUGGUUAUGUUCAUUAUCUCAACCACAUAAUCCUCAAUUUUUGACGGAAAAUGAGAACCGCAUCCUCCGCUGGGUCAAUGCCAUUGUACAAGAAGCAAAAUCUUACUUGGAUAUUGACAAGGCGGAUAUCGGCUUAGACAUCGACAUUUCGCGGCCACAUACACUUGGUCUGGCAGUCUCAAGGCUUUGGGCUCGUCUCUUUAUGCACAAUGUGCAAUGGCCAUUUAUCAAUAUUAUUGGCCAGGGUUUGCAGAAAUACGCAGAGACUUUACAGGCCGGGUAA